Molecule: messenger RNA, 769 nt
Organism: Closterium sp. Naga37s-1
Lineage: Eukaryota; Viridiplantae; Streptophyta; Zygnematophyceae; Desmidiales; Closteriaceae
Source: the annotation of a GenBank genome assembly
CACGUCAGCACCGUCCGACGAGUUCCGCGGCGCGGACGGGCGGGUCUACCACUCGCACGACGGGCUCGCGCCGCAUUCGCACGAGCCGCUCGACAGCGCGGGGAGCUUCGCGCUGCGCGCGCCGCCCUUGCCGAACCGCGACUUGGCGGAGCGUGCGUUUACUGUUGGAAUCGGCGGGCCCGUUGGGUCAGGCAAGACUGCUCUCAUGCUGGCCCUGUGUCGCACGCUGAGAGAGCAGUACAGCCUGGCAGCGGUGACCAACGACAUCUUCACACAAGAGGACGGCGAGUUCCUCAUCAAGCACGCCGCCCUCUCGCCGCCCGGCCGCAUCCGGGCGGUGGAGACGGGCGGCUGUCCGCACGCCGCCAUCCGGGAGGAUAUCAGCAUCAACCUGGGGCCGCUGGAGGAGCUUUCAGUGCAGUUUACAGCAGACAUGCUGCUGUGCGAGUCAGGGGGAGACAACCUAGCGGCCAACUUCAGCCGAGAGCUAGCAGACUACAUAAUCUACAUCAUUGACGUGUCGGGCGGGGAUAAGAUCCCGAGGAAGGGCGGCCCGGGCAUCACACAGGCAGACCUGCUGGUGGUGAACAAGACCGACCUGGCGCCGGCGAUCGGUGCUGACCUGGCAGUUAUGGAAAGAGACGCGCUGCGCAUGCGGGAUGGCGGGCCCUUGGUGUUCGCACAGGUGAAGCAUGGAGUGGGGGUACCAGCCAUAGUGGAUCAUGUGCUCACAGCAUGGAGUGCUGCCACAGGGCUGCCCAGGAGGUGA